AUGGAUUUGUUUGGUGAUAUUGUCGAGAGAGAAACCGUUGCUCCAGAUGCCGUUUCCAACCAAGGUAUGCCUACUACUGGCUUCCCCAAGUUACAUCAGCCAGAGAAAGUAUCUAGUUGGAAGCAACGCUUAAUGGAAAAGAAGAAGAAGAAACAGCAGAGAAGUAACACUGGAUCAGAACCUCCAAAUGCUAACUUUGUUGAGGUUGGAAAUGACUCGUGUUUCUCGGAUGAUACUAAAACAGACCCUAAUGCCUUGUCUGAAGCAGAAAGAAUACAUCUUCAAAACUUGGCUGUGUUACAGAGUAUGACACCUGAGCAAUUCGAACGUGAAAGACAAGAGUUAAUGGAUUCUUUGAACCCGAAUGUGUUGAAAUCGUUGAUUGCUCGGGUUGACAAAAAAAUGACGUCCUUGUCGUUAAAGGAUGGUGAAACAUCGAGGUCUAAACCACCUGUUCCGCAGUAUGCUGAAAUCGAAGGUCCAGGUACGUGGAUUGGUGGAAGCAACAAGGUUAAAGACUUACCCAAAUUAGACGAUAAGGCUGUGGAUGAGGCUUUAGGCAUAAAUUCUGUUGAGGUUCAGCCUCUGAAAUCUGUGAGAUUUGAGCGAGAUCUGAAGAAAGAGGAAGUUCACAAUAUCAAACCUGACGAGUAUGAUCGAACCGAUGAAGUACCUAAUGGAACUUUCAACGACGAAGAUGAUAUGGCACCCCAAGAGUACCAGUUUGUUCAAAGUAUAGAUCAUAUGAGUAAUAAAGACUUACUAGCGGAGGUACAUUUUAUAAAGGCAAGAAAAACCAUGGGGAAGGAACAAGAAUAUGAGCCUUUGGAUAUAAAUGACCCUAACUUCGAUCAGGAGUUACACAAGAAGUUUUUCCCCGACCUACCGCAAGAACCAGAUAAAUUAAAAUGGAUGCAACAAGUAGAAAACACAGGCAAGGCAGAAGAAGUCAUUCAUGACGUUUCUGUUUGUCGAUUUGACUUCAAAGGUAAUAUGGUACCCCCUGGGAGGAAACUGACCACUACGAACAAUGGUUUACAUCACCAUUCGGACGCUCCAGAGCUCGCAGGUUAUACCAUCCCAGAACUUGCUCAUUUAUCUCUUUCUAAAUUCCCUGCACAAAGGUCGAUUGCCAUUCAAACUCUCGGAAGAAUUCUAUAUAAACUCGGUAAGCAGUCAUACGCUCAACUUGUACCUGAAGUCGAUGCUGAAACGUAUCAAGAAGAAGGGGGAUCCAAGCAAAUAAUAAACAAAAUCUACUACAUGUUUUGGGAUGUGAUGAAGGACUGUAAAGUUAUAGAAACAUUGCAGUUAGCGGCAGACGAAUCUAAAACCGCAAACAUCAGUGUGAGAAAUUAUGCUAUAGACGCACUCUGGCUAUGGAAGCAAGGAGGCGGCGAUCUUAGAGCUGUAAGUAAGGAAUGA
This is a messenger RNA of Kluyveromyces lactis, 1425 nucleotides long. RefSeq names its product Rba50p (gene RBA50). The transcript has a single exon. The record is from RefSeq and is a predicted model, not a curated record. Gene Ontology annotation, biological process: transcription by RNA polymerase II. Gene Ontology annotation, cellular component: nucleus. The coding region runs from base 1 to 1425 and encodes 474 amino acids. Lineage: Eukaryota; Fungi; Ascomycota; Saccharomycetes; Saccharomycetales; Saccharomycetaceae.